Lethenteron reissneri (Far Eastern brook lamprey) is the source of this 4952-nucleotide messenger RNA. It is a transcript of the gene BICDL1, whose product is annotated as BICD family like cargo adaptor 1. The record is from RefSeq and is a predicted model, not a curated record. NCBI's taxonomy places the organism in Eukaryota, Metazoa, Chordata, Hyperoartia, Petromyzontiformes, Petromyzontidae. Gene Ontology annotation, biological process: Golgi to secretory granule transport; vesicle transport along microtubule.
GCUGAACUUGUCACCGCCAAAUGAUCCGCGGUCUUCCAACAGCAGCAGCAACAAACUCAUCCUCCUACUCCUCCCCCGGGUGGUGUCCGGGUCCUCCUCCUCCAGCCUCUCUCUUUCUCUCUGUAUCUUGGUCCGCGUAUCAUUCAUUCAUUUGUUAUUCGACAACUGGGUAGGAGGAGGAGGAAGGAGUGAGUAGCAGCAGCAGCAGGAGACGCGUCCGGCUUUUCUGGUUCUUUCGCAGCUUUUAAAUCGAACACAGGACUCGCUGCGUGGACACAGCGCAGAUUUUGGUGGUGGUUCGUAGAGUUUGGAGGUUUCAAGAAUUUUUUAAAAUAUUUUUUUUUGCCUUUCAACGAUAGCCUGCGCACACGUGCACGUGUUCUCGCGUUAUUGGAAGCGCAUUGAAAGCGUUAAGAGGUUCGGAAGGCAGGUGUGCCGGGAACGACGCAAAGGCAGGUAGUGAUAGGUGGGUAGGUGUAGCCGGUGCGCGUACACGUAGUCACCGCCGCUCUAUAUAGUAGCUGGGUAGGUGUAUACUCAUCCGUCUUGUGCUAAAUAAACUCCACCGCUGAAGCCGAGAUGGCAGAGACCACGGCUCCUCCGCGGCGAGACGAAGUGGGAGAUGCGAAACACAACCACCAACACCACCAUCAACAGCAGCAGCAGGAGGAUCAGAAGGGCGACUGCAGCGAGCAGGAACUCCUUGAGCUGCUCCGCCAGAAAGAGUCGGAGCUGGUGAUGGCUGCCGAGCUGGGAAAGGCUUUGCUGGAGAACAACCAAGAACUUCGCAGGACAAAGGAGAUCCAGCAGACCGAGCUGAUCGAGAGGAUGGAGCGCCUGGAGCAAGAGCGUCAUGGAGCAGUGAGGCGGCUGGAGGUGCGCGAGAGCGAGUGGGAGGGCCGCGUCGCCGAGCUGGAGGUGGAGCUGACCCACGUGCGCCAGGAGCUGGACAGGAAGCAGCAGGGCAGCCUGGAGACUGACCGUGAGAAGUCGCGGGCACUUCGCGAGCUCAGCGAGCAGAACCAACGGCUCCUGCAGCAGAUCGUGGCGGCGGGAGAAACAGAAACGCGGCUGUCGGCCGAGCUGACCAAACUGCGGGAGGAAUUCCGCGAGAGGACCCGCGCCGCCGGGGUGCACGCGCUCAAAGAGACGUCCCUUCAUUCAGAGCUGCGAGUGCUUCUGGAGCGGCGGCGUGAGCUGGAGUGCAGGGUGUCUGCCCUGCAGGAGGAGAACGCCGCCACGCAGGGAGAGCUGGACGAGGCGCUCGCCCGCUCGGCCAUGCUCGAGCGCCAGGCUCACGGCGCGCAGGUGCAGCUGUCCCAGCUGCAGGCGGAGCGCCGGGAAACCAGCGACUCGCCCCGGUGUCCUGCACGCAGGAGAGGGAGCGUGUCCGAGAGGGACCAGGGUGGGGACGUCAACAACAUGUCCCUACUCUCGGAGAUCGAGCACAGCAUAGAGAGGGAACAGUUCCAGCAGGACAUCCAGAGCGUCUACGGCCAGCUGCAGUUCCUGUGCGAGCAGCUCAAGGGGGGCGACCCGAGGCUCAAGCUGGAGAGUAAAACGAGCGGCGAGGUGGCGGCCGCGGGGCAAGCGGCGCCCGAGCGCUGGACGGGCAGCGACGUGGCGGCGUGGGCGGAGAGCGAGCGAUGGCCGGCGAGCGACGCGGUCGACUCGGGCGUGGAGACGGACGUCUCGGUGGCCGAGAGCACCGGCAGCGAGGCCACCCCCGAGGGGCUGCACGCCGCGCUCGACGAACUCAAGGCGCUCAUCCGCAACCUGUGCGACAGCGACCUGCAGCUGGUACGGGAGCAGAACCUUCAAGUUCAGCUGCGGAGUGCCUUCUCAGAGCUGGACACUCUCCGUCAAGAAAGGGAGCAUGACGGCGAGGAGCUGCGCGUCUACAAAGAAAAAGCAGAGCACCUGCAGAGCGAGCUGGAGGCCCAAGCAGAAGAGCUACGAGAGGUUCGGGAGGAGUGCAAGGGGCUGCAUACCGUGCUGGCGGGGCUUCCCUGGGACGACGGCUUGAGGAAGGCCUUAAGAGAGCGUGACGAGGCCAUUGCAAAGAAACAGGGGGUCGAGGUGGAGCUGGAGAGAUGUCGAGAGGACAUGGUGACAUUGAGUAACCAGCUUCUGGAGGCCAUUCAGCAGAAGGUUGACCUGUCACAGCAGCUCGAGGCUUGGCAGGAUGACAUGCAGAUGGUCAUCGGUGAGCAGCUCAAGGAGCAACACCGCAAAGACAAGUCUCGUCAAGUGUCUGCUGGAUCUCUCCGAACGAGAAGUGUUCCUCAGGACACCAAGGGCUUCUUCCUCUCCUUCCUGAAGAACAUUUGAGCCCAGACUUUUUGGGCUGCUGUGUGAUGCGUAGGGCUUCAAGUGCAAUUGCUGGAACACGACCGUUUGUCUUCGUCAAUGUGUUUUUUUUUCUUCUAACGAUGCCGUUGCAUCGAAAAAAGUCACACUAUGGGAAAUGUAUAUUUUUUUACUAUUCCAGGACUCAAAACGCAUUUCAUAAACAACAAAAUAAAAAAAGAUGGGUGCAGUGGCUGAUGCAGGUCUCUGAAAAUCCUGCAUGUGCUGGUUUCCAGAAUCAGAAUCCCUCUUUAAUUUAGACUGGAAGAAUCCGAUGAGCUAUGAAGCUCUUUUUCACAGGUGUCCAGAAGAUGUCCAGUUCGCAAAUGCUUAGCCUUUCAUCUAAGGUACGGUGCGAAAGAAGUUCAACAUACAUACACCUUGGAAGCAUGGAAUAUGGCGCUGUCUAUGGAGUUAUUUUCGAAGUAUGCACUUAAAAGUGGAACACUGUGUACAUGAAUAAUAAUAUUUUGCUAACCAAUGUUAUAAGCUAUACAAUUUGAUCAUUUUGUUAACAAAAACAACAAUACGAAAUCCCUACCUUUGAUAUGCUCAACAAUAUUUAUUUGUCUUGUGCUACACCUGACAUUAUUCUGUGCUUGCAAUAUUACAUGUUUAGAUGAUAUAAUAUUUAUGUUACUUACACUGCAGGUUUCAAGGUCAUGUUUAUAAUAUGUAUAUACAAUGAGUAUGUGGCAUUGUGCAUUUGUUUGUGUACAUUGGAGUUCAAUACUGAACGGCUAACCCCGUGGAUCCUAGAUCAAUUGAAACAAGUGACCUAUUCAUUUAAGGAAAGGUUUUUGGUCAAAUAAAACAAGAUGAAAAUAACACACGGUGCAUUUUUUAAAAGAUCACAUUUGAUGUAAAGAUCUCUGGCUGCUGAGCAAUAAUUUGGCAAAAAUUGUAAUGUGUAUGACCUAUACUCCUUGGUUCUUUCUGUAAAGUCACGUAGGUAGAAAAAUAAUAGAUCGACGUUUCGAUCGCAACACAAGCAACCGUCAUCAGGUGUGUUGCGAUCGAAACGUCGUGAUCUAUUAUUUUUCUACCUACGUGACUUUACCGAAAGAACCAAAUAGUAUGGAUUGCUGCAGUCACGAAAGCUUCAAAUCAAGAUUGUUUAUGACCUGUGUGGUUGGUACUGUGUGAUAAGUAUGACAAGCUUAGUUUUUUCCAUUCCCGAGUUGUGUGUGCGUGCCUGAGGUUGCAGAGAUGUGAUGCUAUGAAUCUGUGCAUUAGGACCUUGGUGGUGGAGAUUAUUCAACGUGAUGAAUGGUUUUUCAGGCCACCUGCUACCAACUGGCCGAGUGUGGCUUCACAGAUGAGCAAUUCCAAAUCUUAGACUUACCCUGUCACUGGAGAAAAAACCCCUUUUUCAUUUGGUGUGAUUGUGCAUACAAUGCAAAUGUUAUAUUUAUUUACGUUUAUUUUCAAUUUUUGCGAUAUCCGCCAUUAAGAUGUUGCAUAAUUAGUCUUUCAGAGAAAAAAUAACAUGUGAUUUUGGAUCUUAAUACAGAAAACUCACUGCAGUGUACUGCCGGUAAUGGUUCAAUACCCGUGCCAAAGAUUCACAAAACCUGUCCUGAAACCGUAACCUCUGGACGUACACAAAAUCAUUCGCGCUCAAUGCUGUAGUCAUAUCAUGGUGUGGGUUGCGUCUAAAAUGAGUAUCGUGCCUGGAAAAAUCGAGUGACCAAAUGUAAACUGGGGGCAGGAAUGUUCAAGUCGGUUUUGGAUUUGAAAGUAAUCCUGAUAACCAUUUGAUAGUUUAAGAAAUGGUACAAGAAAGCUGUUUUGUAAAGAAUUAAAGGUCUACUUUUAGUUUAUUGUUAAAUGAAAGUGAUAUAAAUGUGCAGUAUAAUAUAAAACGUAUACUUGUGUGUUUGAUGAAACAAAAGUGUUAAACUCGAGCACUGCACAUGAACUGGGUUUCUCCCUCCAUGGGAACUCUCUUUUACCCUGCUGUCAAGCUAUUGACACAAAAAUAACACGUCCGUUAUGAGCAAUAAAUAGUACUUGGCUUUUGUUAACUUGUGUGUCUCUUAACACAGCUCCAUUCUGGUUACUAAAAUCGCUACUCGUCUGAGCAGAAAACGUUACAGUAGUGGUCGUCGUUUGUGCUACAAAUGACAAUUACCUCUGCUAUGGAAGUUCUCGCCUUUGCAAGUGCUGAGCUGUCCCAGGAGUUUGUGUCCGACAGCACACCUCCCACCGUCCUGUCUACCCAUAGAAAGCAGAUUUUAAAUCAUCGUUUGAUAAGGACCGUAAUGUUAGAUGCUGCUACUACAGUAACGCCAAAAAACCGUGAUUGCAGAAUGUGUGAAGAUGCUUUCAUUGAGUUCAUAACCAUUCUACCGCUUCUAUAAAAUCCGGCAUCAAAGUGCAAUGCAGUUCAGUAUUGACAUGCAAGGAAAAUAACAAGCAUAAGGCAAAUGCCGACGUGGAAAUUAGGUGGUUCAAUUGCUUAACUGGAAUGCAAAUAUUAAAUGUCAUUUCUUGGCGAACUACUCUUUGUAAUAGCACUCGGGCCGUCUUUGUAGAUGUUUAAUGUUGGGAUGACUUUGACAUGCUUGUUAUAACACGUGUACAUAAAUAAAGUUACAAAU